ACGAGUAUACAAGUAACAAGGGAUUCUUAACCUUGUCAAAAAUUCAGUGUUUUAAUGGAAUUAACCAAACUUUCUUCCAUUUUUCCAGGUUAUUGCCGGUCCAGGUGAGCGGUCGGGAGUCCAGUGACCAUGAGGCAGGCGGUGGAGGCUCAGGUGUUAAACCCCCACUGUGAACUUGGAGAACACGGCCUGCGUCAGAUCCUGACAGAUGUGAUUGAGGAGGUGAGGCAGUCAGUAAACCAGGACAUUGAUGGGGCAGAGAUUCUCCACAGUUUGUUGAACGCCUCCUGGCUGCAGUCGCUGCUCAAGGUUCAUGAGUGUCUGCAGAGGUACCUGAGAGAUUCCCCAGCUCCGGCUCUGGACUACGCUUCUGGACUCUCACUUCAGCUGCUGAUCGACAUCAGGGCGUUACCAGGCUGCUCUGAAGAGGCCAAAGAGCUCUACCGUCUCCUGCGACAGCCUCACCUGCAGGCUCUUCUCUCUGCUCAUGAUACGGUGGCCCAGAGGGACUAUGAGCCAGUGCUGCCGCCGAUGCCUGAAGACCUGCCGGACGAUGAGGAGGCCACCAGGAUUGUCUGCCUGGUCAAAAACAAACAGCCUCUGGGAGCGACUAUAAAGAGAAACGAGAUCACCGGGGAGAUUUUCAUCGCUCGGGUGAUCCAUGGAGGGCUGGCUGAUCGAAGUGGUCUGCUCCAUGCAGGGGACAGGAUCAUAGAGGUGAAUGGUUUUCCUGUGAACGGGAUGGAGCCUGAGCAAGUUAUCCAAGUUGUGCAAGCGAGGUCGCAGGGCACCAUCAUGUUUAAGGUUGUUCCCAUCACAGAAAGGCCGGUCCACAACCAGACGAUGCUCUACGUGCGGGCCAUGGCCGACUACAGCCCUCAGCAGGACCCGGCCAUCCCCUGCGCCGACGCCGGCAUGAGCUUCAGAAAGGGCGACGUCCUGGAGAUCGUGGACCAGACGGACGCCCUCUGGUGGCAGGCCAAGAAACUGCCCAGCAACAUGGCCUGCGCCGGCCUCAUCCCCUCCACCAACCUGCUCAAACGGAAGCAGAGGGAGUUCUGGUGGUCCCAGCCUUAUCAGCCUCAUGCCUGCAUUCAGACCUUGAGCACUGUAGAAGAAGAGGAAGACAUGAUGGCCAUUGAUGAGAAAUGUGUCGAAGCAGAUGAGGAGGCAUUUGAAUCUGAGGAGCUCAGAGAAGGGGAGGAUGACUUCAGCAGCAACAUUGAAGGGAUUUACUUAGCGGGCUUCAGGCGCAGCAUGCGUCUGUGCAGGCGGCGGUCUCACAGCACCACCCAGCCGCCCUGCCACACCCGCUGCCCCAGCAGCUGCUACAGCGCCCUCAACAGCCCCUACGAGGAGGUGGUGCGGUACCAGCGCCACCCACAGGACGCACACCGCCUCAUCGCCCUCCUAGGUCCGUCGGGUGUGGGCGUGAGUGAGCUGCGGAGGCGCUUGAUCGAAAUGAACCCCAACAUCUACCGGGGAGCUCUCCCGCACACCACAAGAGCACCCAAAGGAUACGAGGAGUCUGGGAGAGAGUAUUUCUUCACCAGCCGAGAAAUCUUCGACAACAUGGUUUAUAACAACAGGUUUCUGGAGUACGGGGAGUAUAAAGGGAAUCUGUACGGCACCAGCAUCGAGUCUGUGAAGGACGUUUUAAACAGCGGACAGAUCUGCGUCGUUGACAUCGAGCCAAACGCCAUUCAGGCGGUGAGGACCCACGAGCUGAAGGCCUACAUCAUCUACGUGAAGCCUCCAACCCAGGAGCGCCUCAGGGAGACCAGGCAGGAUUCCUACAUCACCACCAACUACUACGUCAACCGACCGUUCAAAAAUGAGGACUUCCAGGAGAUGGAGGAGGCAGCCCGGAAGAUCGAGUCCCACCACUGGCAGUUUUUCGACAAAGUGAUCGUCAACGAUGAGCUGCAGGACUCCUGCGUCCAGCUGCUGACGGCGGUGAGGAAGGCGCAGGACGAGCCGCAGUGGGUCCCUGCCAGCUGGAUACGACCCACCGCCGAGUCGUAAGCGAGGACGGAGGAGAAAACAAGGGGACAAGAGAGAUGUGACCCCUUUUUAUUAUGGCAGCAAAUUUUGGAAAGUCCGGAGUAUCAACCGAAAAGCUUUACAUUGAAAUCGAUUUGUUUUCAUGUCUUAUGCUGCAUGUUUCAGGGGAGUAGGGCAUGAAAAAAAAAUCCAAACGUUUUGGUCUUGGUGUUUCUGACGUGCUUGAUCUGGUUCUUAGGAUCCAAAAAGACAAAAUGAAGCUGGACUCAAGCCCAGAGAAAUCCCUGAAACUAAGUUUGUCACCAUUUUACUUUUUUUUCUUUUGACUAGUUGUAAGACUAACUGUUCUUAGACGAUUAUAGUAACUCUGCAACCAGGGGCGCUUUCUAUUGAUGUGUUUAUGGCACUACGGGAUAUUUAAAUUAUUUUAGUAAAGGAGUGCUCGUAAAAAAAGGUAGUUUGCUGCUUUGCAUGAAGCUUUAAGUUGAACAAAACAAGUUAAUUUCUUGCCCUGCUCCCCACUCUUGUAACACAGACCUGCAAUAAACAAUGUGAACUUUUUCAAACCGAUGUUUACACACCAGAGAGAAAAGUUAUUUUUUUUUUCAAUCUUGUUCAAUGUUUUGGUUUGGUUUUUUUUGUUUUUUUUGUUUUUUGGUCAUUUUUAUCAUUUCUUUGUGUUUCGCUAUAGCUUAACGUGUCUCAUUGCAUGCCAAAAAAUUGUUCGAGAUUUACAAAAGAUGAACAAAAUGGCAAUCUCUCGCAAAAAUAACACUUUGUGUCCUUAUUUCAUUCAAAUUAUGUGAUUAAAAACCAUGUUUUUCAGGGUAAUAUGCAACAAAAGUGCAAGCAAAGCAAUGGCAUUUUCAUAUCUUUACCUGUCUGUGAAAGUAA
Xiphias gladius (swordfish) is the source of this 2898-nucleotide messenger RNA. RefSeq names its product membrane palmitoylated protein 4b (gene mpp4b). The record is from RefSeq and is a predicted model, not a curated record. The transcript is spliced from 21 exons. Bases 130 to 2025 code for a protein of 631 amino acids. Gene Ontology annotation, cellular component: adherens junction; plasma membrane. Gene Ontology annotation, molecular function: protein binding. Lineage: Eukaryota; Metazoa; Chordata; Actinopteri; Istiophoriformes; Xiphiidae.